Messenger RNA from Tilletiopsis washingtonensis, 3990 nucleotides. RefSeq lists its product as hypothetical. The transcript has 4 exons. The record is from RefSeq and is a predicted model, not a curated record. NCBI's taxonomy places the organism in Eukaryota, Fungi, Basidiomycota, Exobasidiomycetes, Entylomatales. The coding region runs from base 283 to 3750 and encodes 1155 amino acids.
CGUCACUCUCUGCUGCUCGCCGCCAUCACACUGUCUCGCCUGCGCUCCUCUCAUCUCCACCUCGCGCACCUCGGGCCAUGGCUGCGCACACCUGCCUCUAGUCUGCCGCCUGCACCGCACCUUGCCUUCCCUGUUACUCGCCUUUCCACGCUUCCGCCUCGCGCGCCUUUUCUUCUCUUCGUCGCGCCUCCUCCACACGCUGCCGCGCAGCAGAGGCGCACACGCGCGCCGGCCCUCCGCCGCCGGUGUCCUUGCUGCUGAGCAGCAGCAGCACGGCUCGCCAUGUCAUCUGCGCUGCCCGCACUCGCCCGCGACGGCUCGUCCGGCUCCGCGCUGCUCACGCCCAGGCGCCCGCCGCGGCCGCCGCGCGCUCUCACCAGCGACGGCACGCCUGCGCGCGGCGGCCUCAAGCCCGCGCUGGCGGGGCAGGCCGAGCGCCUCGGCACCUCGCACGAAGGCAGCACAGACUACGACCUGACGCCGCGCAAGGGACACCUGCCCACGCCGCCGCAGAGCGAGACGACGAGCAGCGGCAGCGGCAGUGCGCGUGCGGCGUCGCGCCUGCGCACCGACAUGGCACGCUCGGCGACGCAGAGCUCGGCGGGAUCUGCGGGGCGACGCAGCGAGGCGGGCAGCACGUCGAUCAGCUCGGGCUCCAUGCGGCGCAUGAAGGUGGCUGAUGUGCAAAUAUCGCCGCCAGCCUCGCCGCCGCAGUCGCUCGGCCGAGGCGAUGUCAGUCGGCGCAGCUCGACGUCUACGAUGCGCACCGUCGAGUCUCGCGAUGAGGCAUUCGCACGGCGGGCCCCGCCCUCAGCGGCGCAGAACGGCUCGCACACGGCCGGGCGUGCCAGCGCCGAGCGCGUGCGCAGAAGCGCGCGCCACGAACAGGAGAUCACGCAGAUCCGCUCCGAGUCGCGCGCGGGGCGCUGGGGCGACGAGUCGGACGAGGAAGGCAGUCGCGCUUCCAACGGACAGCUGGCUUCGAGGCCCAGUCCUGGCCGAAGAGGCACGCUCACCGCGCAGUCGAGAGGCGGCGCAGAGAGCAGCACGGCGACGGACACGUCCGGCACGGAAGGUGCAGGCCCUGCAGCUGGGCGUCGACGCUCGCGCAAGAAGAGCUCUGCAGCCAGCUCCUCCAACAGUCGCAAUGCGGGCGCGGCACGGCACGCGCGGCAGCAGAGCUCCACGAGCCAGGCGGAAGAAUGGGUGCGCAGCGACUCGCGGCGCUCGACGCUCGACUAUGGCCCAGCACGGCGCAUCAUUAGCCCACGCCUUGGCUCCGAAGCAUCCACCGAACGCUUCUCGGGUCGCUUUGCGUCGCAGUGGAGCGACGAGGUCGUCUCGAGUCCGACAGAGGGAGAGAGGCAGCCCAACUUUGCAGCAUCGGCGACGCUGUCGCGCAUUUCGCCGCGUCGCGCUCCGCUGCCGCUCGAGUUUCGUGAGCAGCCGAGCACUGCGAGGCAGGCCAGCCUGCAGAACCGCUUCCGCAGCAGCUCCAUCACGAGUGCGUCGGAAGAGCAGGACACGAGCACCGAGAGCAUCGCGGCAGGAAGGAGCAGCCACGACUUGUCGUUCGAGACGAGCUCGGGCCUGGGCAGUCGCCGCGUGCCGUCGAGCUUUGCCGGACGACGCCGCCAUGCGUCGGACGCCAAUGAGUUGCCGAAUGGCAACUACGACGGACGCGCGGGCAACCAGAGCAGUCGCCUCUCCGUCGACAGCUCGUCUGCCUCGCGGCAUCUGGCACGCACUCGGCACAGUGCCUCUGCCGCCGGGGUGCCGCGCAGUCCGCGCGAAGAGAUGCCCGAGCUGCCGCCGCUCUCGCCCAGCGAAAUCAUUCGCCAGCGCAAAGUCUCGUCGUCGUCUGCGCGCUCCAGCGGCAGCGCCUCGGAGCUGCUGCGCACCGCGUCGCGCGCCAGCUCGCGCCUCGUGCACGGCAGAGACGUGUUCGACGAGGCGCCGCCGUCGAUGGACCGGGCGGAACGUCUGCAGAUGCUGAGGCAGAGGCAGGAACAGAUGCGCACUGUUGGCACAAAUACGGAGAGGCGAUCUGACGUGGACGAGCUGCGCUCGCAGAUCAACGACUUGGCCAUGACGAGUACGCCGCGGAGCGACUCGCGCGCCUCGAGUCGCGCCUCGGUGCGCCCUGCGUCGACGUACAGCACGCGCACGCACGACGUGCUGGGCACUGACCGCGCCGCCUCGCGCGCGUCGUUCACCGAGCCGCGCCAGAGUGCCGCGCUGCAGCGUCGACGGCCCUCGGUGACGGAGCGCGGCUUCGAGUCGGUGCGAGGCGCGGCGCCGCGCAACCACGAGGAGCUGGGCCUUCGCUCGCAGAGCCGCGCCUCGGAGCUGCCGCUCAGACGCUUCACGACGACCAACGACUUUCCGGAGCGCGCACCGGCCACGCCAGACGCCUCGCUUGGCCGGCUGGGCUCGCAGUCUGCCGUGCUGCCGAGCUCUGCACGCUUUGCCUCGAGCAGCACCUCGGCCUCUGCGGCAAAGCUGGCGGAUGCCAACAACAUGAUGCACGAGCGCAACCUGCAGAACGCAUUUAGCAUCUUUGAUCGCCACUUUGCCGGACCUGCCACGCCCUCGACGCCCUCGCGAGGAGCGGAGUGCAGCGAGCUGGUGAGCCACUUCCGCGAGGUCACGGCGGCAGCGACGCGCAUCAACGUGGAUCUGCGCGCCGUCGUGCAGGAGGUGGUGCAGGCACAGAUCGAUGCCGAGCUGGCAGAGAGCGCCCAUGGACGUUCGACUGGCGCCGCCGCGGCAUUCGAGCACAUUGAUCGGGCACUCUCGCAGGUGCUGAGGCAGAGCGACGAUCAGCUGCGCAGCCUCUGCGACGGCCUCAUCGCCUUUACGCGCGCCGAGCGCGAGCGCGACCGCAUGCGCCGCGUCAGCGAGAACGGCAGUGUCACGUCGUCGUCGCGGCCGCUGAGCCGCAUGUCGCUCAGCCAGCAUACGAGUCCAGUGCGCCCGCAAAGCAAGGCCGAUGCUCGCCAGGCGCCGCCGGCGUCGCGCACGGGCAAGCACAGUCCGACGGCAAGCAGCACGUCCGAGGCGCGCAGUGCACACAGCCACAGCUCGGCCGGCGACCGCGGUGCCGCCAGCAGUCCCAGUGUGCGAGCUGCGGCCGAGCAGCGCCACCGAAGGCACUUUACCGAUGCAAGCGCGGCGUCUUCGUCGUCGUACGCCUCGCCCACGCCCGCCGGCCUCAAGCUCGCGGCCGCCUCGCCGACGCUCAACGUGCCGCCGCGCGUGCGCUCGACGCUCUCGCGCGCGCACUCGCGUGCGGCGUCAGAGGUGCUGGCCCACGCCGCCUCGCACGCUGCCGAGCACGGCGGCACUGGGCGGCAGCGCGAAAGCACCGCAGGCACGGUGCGGCCCUCCGAGACGCUCUCGCCGCAGCGCGCCACGCUCAGCUUCCCCACCGUCAGCGCGGCCACGGCGACGAUCUCGCGCGCCGAGGACGACUCGCUGAGCCGGGCGCAUGCGCGUGCCAGCGAGCCGAUGGCCCUGGCUUCCGCUGCUGCAGCAGAUGCGGCGGCGCCGUACGACUCGCCUGGCGCCGCGCUCUCGAGGCGCAACACCAUCUCCACGAGCCCGGCCACGCAGCGCAUGUCGCGCGACUUUACGCGGCCUCCGCGCCACGACUUGAUGCAGCCGGACGAGCAGCAAGACGAGAGCGGCACGUCGACGCAGAGUGCCUCGACGAUGCGCCGCAUGCUCUACCUCUCGCGCGGGCGCUGAGUCGGCCCCCCUCGUCCCUCUCUUCUCCUCUCGACGACGGCAGCAUCACGUGGCAGGCCCGCUGAUGACUUGCCACUCUGCAACUAGAAUCGCAUUUGUCGCUUCUUCUAGCUAGCCAGCUAGCCCUUCUACUCUUCCUGCCAGUCGUCGGGCACCGCCGGCGCCGGCACGGCGGGGAUGUGCACGACGGAGGCGGCCGUGCCGUUGGGCUGGCGCAGCACGGUCGCUGUGCGCGCCGGG